AUGCUGAUGCUUAUGCUGAUGCUGAUGCCGAUGCUGAUGCUGAUCCUGAAUGUUGAUGCUGAUGCUGAUGCUGAUGCUGAUGCUGAUCCUGAUGCUGAUGCUGAUGCUGAUUCUGAUGCUGAUGCUGAUGCUGAUGCUGAUUCUGAUUCUGAUGCUGAUUCUGAUGCUGAUGCUGAUGCUGAUUCUGAUGCUGAUGCUGAUGCUGAUGCUGAUGCUGAUGCUUAUGCUGAUGCUGAUGCUGAUGCUGAUGCUGAUGCUGAUGCUGAUGCUUAUGCUGAUGCUGAUGCUGAUGCUUAUGCUGAUGCUGAUGCUGAUAUGCUGAUGCUGAUGCUUAUGCUGAUGCUGAUGCUGAUGCUGAUGCUGAUAUGCUGA
Messenger RNA from Closterium sp. Yama58-4, 372 nucleotides. The record is from the annotation of a GenBank genome assembly. NCBI's taxonomy places the organism in Eukaryota, Viridiplantae, Streptophyta, Zygnematophyceae, Desmidiales, Closteriaceae.